GGCUUCCUGAGACCCAAAAACCCCUGCAGUAGGAAGUAGGAAAUAAUCGCUCGUCAUUUCUGUACUUUGAUUUCGAUCCGAUCCCAUGAACGGAGCCCUGUUGAGAACUGAAAUCUCAUAAAGAAAUCCAACGACGUUCUGUUCGAACUUUCUCAAUUCUGAGCUCUUCUUUCGUGAUUUAGCCAUGGCCGCCCCGUUUUUCUCUACGCCUUUCCAGCCGUAUGUCUAUCAGAGUCCACAAGAUACCGUGACACCCUUUCAGAUUUUGGGUGGUGAAGCUCAGGUGGUUCAGAUAAUGUUGAAGCCACAAGAAAAGGUUAUUGCAAAGCCUGGUUCCAUGUGCUUCAUGUCUGGGUACAUUGAAGUGGAAAAUGUUUUUAUCCCUGAAAAUGAAGUAGGUAUGUGGCAAUGGCUUUUCGGGAAGAGUGUGAGUAGCAUAGUUUUUUGCAAUCCUGGUUUAAGCGAUGGUUAUGUUGGAAUUGCUGCACCUUCUCUUUCAAGAAUUAUUCCGAUUGAUUUGGCAAUGUUUGGUGGAGAGAUUUUAUGUCAGCCAGAUGCAUUCCUUUGCUCCAUCAAUGAUGUGAAGGUCAAUAAUACGGUUUAUCAGAGGGCACAUAACCUCAUCACUGGGGCAGAGGGUUUUCUGAGACAGAAGCUAUCGGGCCAAGGGUUAGCAUUCAUACUUGCUGGUGGAUCUGUUGUACAGAAAAAUCUUGAAGUGGGUGAGGUAUUAGCUGUUGAUGUAUCUUGCAUUAUUGCCCUGACAACAUCAGUCAAUGUUCAAAUCAAGUACAAUGGUCCUAUGAGAAGAGCUGUUUUUGGGGGUGACAAUUUGGUAACAGCUGUUCUAACAGGACCAGGCAUUGUCUUCAUCCAGAGUUUACCCUUUCACCGACUCUCUCAGCGCAUUGCUAGGGCUGUUACAUCCCCUAACAUGAGGGAAAAUCCAAAGUUCUUCAUUCAGAUUGCCAUUUUCUUUUUUCUGGCUUAUGUUGUGAUUGUAUCUUCAUUAAUCUUGACCGAUGUGUGACUUAUAGUGUCUUUUUCUUUUUUCUUCCCUCUAAAUUUCAUUCCAAGAAAAAAGAAAAAAGAAAACCCUGCGAGGAGUGCAUUUGGAUAGAAUGAUUUGGAUUUAAUUUUGGAUUUCAAGUCUAUUGAUUUUAGAAUUCCUUGUUCAGAUG
Messenger RNA from Juglans regia (Persian walnut), 1181 nucleotides. RefSeq lists its product as uncharacterized. The transcript is spliced from 10 exons. The coding region runs from base 185 to 1030 and encodes 281 amino acids. The record is from RefSeq and is a predicted model, not a curated record. NCBI's taxonomy places the organism in Eukaryota, Viridiplantae, Streptophyta, Magnoliopsida, Fagales, Juglandaceae.